AUGAGUCACCAGAGGCCGGAGGAGGAAGGAGAAAGCCCCGACCCUGACCUCGCUGUCGCCGCCACAGCUGCCGCCCCUCCGGAAAAAAGAAAGGGAGCAUUUGCUGCGAAAUCUCUCUCUCCGGGGCCGCCAACCGCGGCAGGCCCUUUGCCCGGCGCUCACGCGACCAGCUGGGCCGAGAAGGGGACGGAAGAGGCGGCGGCUCCUCGGGCGCCUCUCGCCCCCAGCAGCUGCAGGCGCAGCAGCUCCUCCUCCUCCUCCUCCUGCUGCUGCUGCUGCUUCUCGUCGGGGCUGCGGGAGAGGCGGCGCUUGCCGGGGCCGCCGCUUUGCUCGCUGCCGCAUCGCCGACCGAGCAGCCCGCCCUGGGCCCCAGCCGGGAGCAAGGAGAGCCGCUCCAUGGUGGCGACGUGUCGCUUCGGAGGCGCUAGGCCGCGGCGCCGCCUUGGCAGCUUCUUCGCCCACCCACAGCGGCUGCUGCAGGACUUGAAAAUAGCCGUGUGUGUUACAGUCUCAAGGGUUGUUUUUAAACUGAUGGAACUGGAAGAGAUAUGAG
Lacerta agilis (Sand lizard) is the source of this 553-nucleotide messenger RNA. RefSeq names its product translation initiation factor IF-2-like. The coding region runs from base 1 to 552 and encodes 183 amino acids. Lineage: Eukaryota; Metazoa; Chordata; Lepidosauria; Squamata; Lacertidae. The record is from RefSeq and is a predicted model, not a curated record. The transcript is spliced from 3 exons.